This is a messenger RNA of Fundulus heteroclitus (mummichog), 2108 nucleotides long. RefSeq names its product inositol polyphosphate-5-phosphatase Ka (gene inpp5ka). The transcript is spliced from 13 exons. Gene Ontology annotation, cellular component: cytoplasm; endoplasmic reticulum; plasma membrane. Gene Ontology annotation, biological process: negative regulation of phosphatidylinositol 3-kinase/protein kinase B signal transduction; negative regulation of peptidyl-serine phosphorylation; phosphatidylinositol dephosphorylation. The coding region runs from base 285 to 1916 and encodes 543 amino acids. The record is from RefSeq and is a predicted model, not a curated record. Lineage: Eukaryota; Metazoa; Chordata; Actinopteri; Cyprinodontiformes; Fundulidae. Gene Ontology annotation, molecular function: phosphatidylinositol-4,5-bisphosphate 5-phosphatase activity; inositol bisphosphate phosphatase activity; phosphatidylinositol-3,4,5-trisphosphate 5-phosphatase activity.
UUGGGACAUUUUUUAGCGAGAUUAGAGGCAGAGUUUAGAGCACAAAGACGACUUGUAGGCGAGUUAAGCAACUGUAAUUCUAAUCACCCUGGUCCUCCAGCCUGGGCUUCCUUCACUUCCCUCAGCGGUUCCACGCUACGCUAGAAACGCUCUCUGCUUCCUUGAUUCGCUUCCUGAUUGACCCGAUUUGAGAGAGGUUUUGUUUUUCCCCGAGCACUUCAUCCAAACCUCCUCCGAGGGAGCGCUCCGGAAAGCUGUCGCUGGCCUUCACGCCUCAAGCCAGAAUGGAUGAAAUCAGCCGGCUGCUGGGGGCCGCCGGGCGCGCCCGCAGCGACACGCUCUCCUCCGACGCCACGCAGUCCACGGCCAGCAGGCUGGCUCUGCGCCAUCGGCUCAGCCAGCUGAUGACCUGCGUGGACGACCUGGACCCCAGGACCGAGCUGCACGACAAGAUGGUCAAGACCCUGGACAGCGCCUUCCGCUCGUGCGCCAGGAGAGCCAACAGGCCGAAGAAGGACCACUUCAGACUUCACAUGGUGACAUGGAACGUGGCGACCGCUGACCCUCCUGAAGAUGUGGCCUCGCUGCUCCAUCUGAACUCACCAAAGACUCCCGACCUCUAUGUCAUAGGGCUGCAGGAGGUGUACUCGGGGCCGGUGAGAUUUGUGUCCGACAUGGUUUUGGACGACCCGUGGAGCCAGCUGUUUAUUUCCAUCCUGGCACCGCGGCAUUACGUCAAGGUGUCUUCGAUGAGAAUGCAGGGUCUGCUGCUGCUCUUCUUCUCCAAGCUGGAGCACGUGCCCUUCAUCAGAGACAUCCAGGCCACCUACACCCGCACUGGCAUCUUUGGUUACUGGGGUAACAAAGGGGGCGUGUCCGUCCGCCUGUCCUUUUACGGACACACGCUCUGCUUCCUCAACUGCCACCUGGCUGCUCACAUGAAGUACGCGAACGAACGGGUGGAUGAGUUUGAGCGCAUCGUGGACACGCAGACGUUCGACUGCAAGAAAGCUCCAAGGAUAAUGGACCACAGGCUGGUGUUCUGGUUCGGGGAUCUCAACUUCAGGAUCCAGGACCACGGCAUGCACUUUGUCCGCUCGUGCAUCAACAACCAAACCUACAACCUGCUGUGGAGCCACGACCAGUUGAUCAUGCUGAAGGAGAAGGAGCAGCUGCUGCAGGAGUUUGAGGAAGGCCCGCUGGACUUUCAGCCCACAUACAAGUUUGACUUGAACUCAGAUACUUAUGACAGCAGGCUCUACGCGACAUGGUUUGGCUUUAAUGGCAAGAAGCGAAAGCCUGCCUGGACCGACCGGAUUCUGUGGCGGGUCCGACCCAAAUCCCCACCCAACGACGAGCCGGACCUGAAGGAUGUGAAAAGGAAACAGCUGAAAGAGGAGGAGGAGUACCCUCUGAAGGUCAGGCAGGAGCUGUACACCAGCAGCAUGGAGUACAGCAUCAGCGACCACAAACCGGUUAUCGGCAUCUUCACCCUGGAGCUGACCAAGAUGUACCAGACCCCUCUGGUGAGUCUGCACGCAGAAGGCGACUGGAGCGCAGACAUUGACUCCAUGGUUCUCUACAGACCCCUGCAGCCCUUCCCGUCCAGCACCUGGGACUGGAUCGGACUCUACAAGGUUGGAUUCAGCAGCGUGUCGGACUACAUCACCUACACGUGGGUCAAAGACGACGAGGUGGCCUUCAACGAGGAAGUGAUGCAGGUGUUCAUGAGUAAAGAGGAAAUCCCGGUUCGAGGCGGAGAGUGUGUCCUGUGUUACUAUAGCAACAGUCUGCGGUGCAUCAUUGGAAUUAGUGAACCCUUCAAGGUCCAGGAGUCAAAGGUGGCUGUGGCAGAGGGCCUGCUUCCUGAGAGGAUCAACGGACUGGACAAAAUAGCAAGAAGUGACGACUUUUGAAACGCAUCUCUCACAGAUGUGGAUGAGUUGAAGCGACCCAGUUUCUUGACCUCCAGCUCAGCACAGAUUAGGAAUCUCAUCCACACUGACCCCUGCGCCCCCGUGGUCAGUGCGUCUUCUGUUAGGGCUGCUCUCCUGGUAGACUGACUAGCUGCUGGACUUGAAGCCUGAAACCGUAGGUAACGAGCUCAG